Molecule: messenger RNA, 1588 nt
Organism: Tigriopus californicus
Lineage: Eukaryota; Metazoa; Arthropoda; Copepoda; Harpacticoida; Harpacticidae
Gene: ana
Biological process (GO): SMAD protein signal transduction
Cellular component (GO): extracellular region
Molecular function (GO): cytokine activity
Source: RefSeq, a predicted model, not a curated record
CUCUGAUCAAGCGAUCAUGUCUCGGGCCAAAGAAAAUCGUCGAGAAAUGAUCCGAGAUCAAAUUGAGACCAUGCUUAACAUGAAAGGCAAGACCAUGCUCCCUGCUCCUCCCGCCGAGAUGCUCCUGAAUGACACUAAGAUCGACGAAGCUCUCUUGAAAAGCUCAUGGGAAGACGUGGUCCAGGAUCAGAACAACAAUGCCCUCUACUCCGACUACACUGAGAAACUCCAGUCCAUGUAUCCUGCGUGCCACGUUCCCAGAUUCGUUGAACAACACGUGCCCCAAGAUUCGGGAGUCUCGCAUCUCUUCUUCCGUAUCCGACACAUCACCCCAGAGGUUGGUCACGAUCUCAGAUAUCUCUCGGCCAACCUCAAGUUGUACUUUAUUGCUAAUCCCAAGACGCCGGUUGGAAAUUUCCACGGUGCAGAGGACAAAAUUCGAGUGAGCGUUUCUUGGAUCAAGAAGCACAAGCGCCAAGGUAUGAAGGAGCAUUUACUGCUGGAUUCGAAAAUGGUAAACCGAUCGUCAUCCCAAUGGUUGGAAUUCAACGUUUUGGACGCCCUCAUUCAUUGGCAGCGAAACCCGCGUAGAAACUUGGGGUUCCUCAUCGAAGUCGAAGACGUGGAAUUGAAUCGACUGAAUCCUUCGAAAUUCAUUCAGGCCAUGACCUGUUCGGAGAAUAAAGAUUUGUUGGCCAUGGCUUUACCCAGUGUCUUGCGAGACAUGGUAUUUUCCGGAGAGCUCCAUUCUAACGAAACCAGAAGCCGCAGUAUGUUCAAUGGCGUUCACAACCCUGUGAUGGAUAUCUCGAGUAUCGAACUUCCCCAUGGUGAAGAGAUCCCCCAACAGAUUCCAUUGCUCAACUUCUCAUCUUUAUUGGCAAUCCAAGCCGCCCACGAGCGUGCUGAGCAGCAAAACAUUUUGACGCACACUCUAAAGCAAAACAUCAUCCGAGAAUUUGUUGAGAAAGAAGAACAAGAUGAGGGUAAGAAGGAAGUGGAGGAGCAAAGCCAAUUCAGUUACUACGACAACGUCCCCUACAAUUCGGAACUAUUCACCGAACCACCGGAGCACUUUGACUACAACCACUAUGAGGAGGCCUCUGAUUUUGGCGACGCAUUACUGAAUGAUUUCCCUAUACUAUCACCUAACUUGAAUCUUGAUAGCAAGUCCGUCAGAUCCGAAGAGGAGCCGGAAGAGACCCAUUUUCAAGACUACUUUCCAAGCCAUUCCCGCCUAUUCAUGCCCGAGUUCAAGCCCACUUCGACCCGGGUUCUCAUGUCCCAAGCGGACCUGGUCAACAAAUUGAAGAGCAUCCUUGAGCAAGAAGAGGGAGAAAUCGAAGCGGAGAAAACCUUUCUGGAAUCCUUACUCAACAGCGACUGAACCCGGUCUGAAACCGCGUUUGGAUCCGUUUUCCUGCCAACCAACCUGUUGUGUAUUAUGAACUCAGCGGAACCCAAAAUAUCCGACAAAGUAUUAUUGAUCUCUUUAUAUAAAUAUAAUUCAUAUCUCUUCCGUAUACGCCUCUGUAAUGUACUAUAUAUGUAAUGAUUGACACAAGAAAUAUAACAAUGUUAACAUGCG